Messenger RNA from Panonychus citri (citrus red mite), 1692 nucleotides. RefSeq names its product GTP-binding protein 1-like. Gene Ontology annotation, molecular function: translation elongation factor activity; GTP binding; GTPase activity. The record is from RefSeq and is a predicted model, not a curated record. The transcript has 3 exons. NCBI's taxonomy places the organism in Eukaryota, Metazoa, Arthropoda, Arachnida, Trombidiformes, Tetranychidae. Gene Ontology annotation, biological process: translational elongation. The annotation marks the transcript as partial.
UGCUCAUUCAAUUGGGAUAGUGACAAAUUUCAUUGUUAACAAACCUUAAUGUUUAUUAGUGAAAAUGUUUCUAUUUUAAUCAAUUCUUGUAUAGGUAAACAUGUAAUUAUCAUGGUUUUCAUUUUCUUACCUGAUUACUUACAAUUAUAAUUGACAGUUGACUCAAUGAUCCAUAUAAUUAGUUGUAUGAAGAUAUAAACAAAAAUCAACUCAAUAGUAGAGAAUUGAUCAGUUGAUUGUCGACCAUUUAUCCUGAAAUAUUACAUGGAAAGCUCACAUUUCGGUGAAUGAACCUGUUAUUGUUUACCUUUUGUACGUGAUGUGGAUUCAACAGAGAUCAAAUAAUCAUCAUUGUUAAUGAUGAUGAUUUAGUUGACAUCUUGGAAAAGGAUCUCAAGUCAAUUUUCUUUUCUCCUCCUCUCUCUCUCUCUCUCUCUUCCUCAUUAGCUAACAAUUUAUUUUCUUAUUGUGAUAUUAUCGUGAAUUUUCAAUACCUUUCGUAAAGUCUGAAGGAUCAGAACAAAAAGUGAAAAAAUAGUAAUAAAUCAACAAGUGAUAUUGCGACAAUGGAACCAAUCUUUGAUUCUACUCCAACUACUGCUAAACAGAUCAGCGAUUUAUUUAGUAAUCCUGUUAAUAGUGAUUCACCAUCAUCAAGUAAUGAUAAACGAAUGGAAUCAACAUCAAUCGAUCAACGAGUAUUGGAUCAAUAUGCUCUAAUUAAACCAGACCCAGAGACCUACAGCUCUCUUGUUAAUCAUAUCAAUUCAAAAUUGUUCAAUGGAAAUGGUGAAACUUUAUACCAAAUUGGUGUGAAUGAACGUGGCGAUAAUGGAUUAACCGAGGACGAAAUGAUCGAAUCAGUUGCUACACUAUCAAGAAUUUCCGCUGAAUUAAAUGCUGAUUAUGUUCUGUUAAGAUCUAAAACAUUACCAAAUGGUAAACAAAUCGGUGAUUAUCUUAUUCGAGAAAGAGCUCAAACAAAUGAUUUCCACGAGGUGAGAGUCGCUGUCGUGGGUAAUGUAGAUGCUGGUAAAAGUACUCUUCUUGGUGUAUUGACACACGGGGAAUUGGACAAUGGCCGUGGACUUGCUAGGCAACGUUUAUUUCGUCAUAAACACGAAAUGGAAUCAGGUCGAACCUCAUCCGUUGGAAAUGAUAUCCUUGGUUUUGAUAGUAAAGGAGCAAUAGUUAAUUCAGCUGAUGCUCAUGCUGGUCAUCUUGAUUGGGUUAAAAUCUGUGAGGCUUCAUCUAAAGUGAUUACAUUCAUCGAUUUAGCUGGACAUGAGAGAUACUUGAAAACAACGAUAUUUGGUAUGACCGGACAUGCACCUGAUUACACUAUGCUUAUGGUUGGUGCUAAUGCUGGUGUUGUCGGUAUGACCAAAGAGCAUCUUGGUUUGGCUCUUGCAUUAAAUGUUCCCGUUUUCGUGGUUAUAACCAAGGUUGAUAUGUGUCCACCCAAUGUCCUUCUCAAUACUCUUAAAUUGUUACAACGUAUUCUUAAAUCUCCCGGAUGUCGUAAAAUACCUGUAAUGGUUGGUAGCGAGGACGAUGUUGUCUUAGCUGCUUGUAAUUUUGCUACUGAAAGAUUAUGUCCAAUAUUUCAAGUUUCCAAUGUUACUGGAUUCAACCUCGAACUUCUGAAGAUGUUUAUGAAUCUUCUUAUGCCACGAAGUCCAAAUUAUGAUA